AUGGAGCAAGCAAAAGAAAGAGAUGGAUUCAGUGGGCAACCGGACCUUCCAGAUAUAACAAAGGAGUAUAUCGCAAGGAUACUUGACCCAAAGCAGAGACAAAGAGAAAUAGAAACAAACAAGGCAGAAGUUGAAGAUAAAACAAAGCUUCUGGAGGUCUGUCUUCAGAAGGAAGGGAUAGAAAUUCUGAAGGACCUGGACAGACUACCACAAGUCAUACAAGGAAUGAAAAUAUUCAACCAACAAAUAGACAAUGCAGAAGAACAGAUAAUGGAGACAAGUAUUCGGCAGAAUGAAACACAAAAGGCUCUUCAGGAAAUUAAAAGAGUCCGAGAAAGAGUAAAAGAGUCUAUUGCAGGAACCAGAAAAAUAAAAGAACUAAUUGAAACCAGCAAGGCACUGGAAAGGGUUUCGAACAAGGCCCUUGUAAAGGUAGAUGCUUUAGUGAGCAAUCGAAAGGGAAUCUCAGAAGAAGAUGCACGAAUUGUUUUCCUGUGGCUACUAGCGCAUAAGAAGCUAAUAAUUGCAUCAAGGCAGUUUCCAGACUAUUCGUUCUAUGAAGACCUUCGCUCGCAAAUUAUAAGCUCGGAAAAAAAGCUUGUGAUGAUGAGCAAUCUGCUGGUUCAGUGGUGGGCGUGCGAAAUAACUGGGGGAAUCAUGGAAAUCGCAGAGAAGAAAGAGAUCUCGAAAGAAGACACUACAGACGAAACAGAGUAUGCAAAUGCCCAGAAGGCUAGACAAUUUGCGCUUUCAAACAGAGAAUUUGUGAGAGUUAGUAAAUAUGUAUAUGCAGAGCUUGGGAAACUUGAUGAGUUUACAGAUUAUGUAAACAAUGCAAGAAGAAGAGAGCUACUAAAGCUGUGCAAGAUACCCAUAGACAGAUAUACGACAAAGAAACGACUGGCCAUUUUCUUGACUAUUUUUACAGAAUAUCUCAAGAUAGACACAGAAAUAAAGUCGUAUCUAUCACAGCAAAUAGAUCCUGCAAUUGAAGAGUACGAUGUGGAGAUGGGAAAAAAGAUUGAAUCGAUUAUUGCAUCAAUUCCAGAAGAUGAUCUCGACCAUGCAUACAUUUUCAAGAAAAUCAAGUUGUUUUUUGUCGCCAUGCAGUCGCAGCACGAGGCGCACUUCAAGAGUCUUUCCGAAAUGCUCAUACAGUCCGUGUACAAGUGCAUAAACCAGGACUCAGACCAGACAAGCACAAGAAUAUGCAGCAUUAUUGCAGAGGACAAAACACCAGAAGAGAUUCUUUUUGCAGUAGCUUCAGAGAUCAGAAGGUUCUUCCGAGAUGCAAAGCAAAUGGUGCACGACAUAGAGCAAGUGGAAAAUGAGCUGGAUGACAUUAUUUUGAAAUUUACAAAUGGCCUGGUUAAGUGCACAGGACCAGUUAUUCAGUCAGCUGCAGAGCAAAGUGCCCUAAUUAUUUCAGGGUUUGCCAAGGACCUACUGGAGAGUAUUCGGGAGGAGCUAAUCAAGCACAAGUGCAGCCUGACAGACGAAAUUCUCCAAACAAAGCUCCCAGAGAUCAGAAGAAUAAUAGAGCACGAGGCAGAAAUACUCAAAAAAACAGAAGCACAGCUGGAGAUGCACAUGUCCAGUAUAAAAGAAGAAAUAAGCAAAAACAUAAAGACAAUGACCCCAGAGACAAAAGUCUCCUUAUAUUCAGACAAGGUGGCAAGUGUUCUAGAGCAGUACAAAGGUAAAGUCUGCAUAGAAACCCUGCAGAAGCAUCUGGAUAGCAUUCUAGGCUGCACAAUAGAAUAUAUCGGGUGCAUAAAGAUAUAUCGACAGAUGGACGCACUUGAAAAUGACUUCGCACUGCUCUACAAGUCAGUCCAGUAUUUGAAUCUAGAGACUGCAAGUACAAAGAGAAUUCUAAAAAUGUUUACAGAAAUAGACUGCCUAAGGAAAGAGGAAAAGAAAAGAACAGAUGACCCAAUUACCACAGAACUAACUACAAUCCUAGAGAAAUACGCUAGUAAAAAGUAG
Molecule: messenger RNA, 1989 nt
Organism: Nematocida ausubeli
Lineage: Eukaryota; Fungi; Microsporidia
Exons: 1
Coding region: 1-1989 (662 amino acids)
Source: RefSeq, a predicted model, not a curated record